AUGUCUAUCAUCCCCUUCGACGAUAUCAUUGAGAGGGUGAACAAGCUAAGACUGGGUUCGUCGAAGCACAUCAGUCUUCGCCCACCUGUAGUCGCAGAAAAAGCCGUUCACAUAGAGAAUUACCUUUCAAGAACCCACUUCAUCAAUACCGAACGCAUAAUAUUCUUCCGAUUUAGGGGUGUCGGGGCUGGUGAGAUAUCCUACGAGGUCGGCGGAGAAAUGCCGGUCGGUGAAUGUGCUGUGCUGCGAGAUCGACCAGCGCUACGUCUUGAUUCUCGUCUUGUAUGUAAAUAUGAAAUACUAUCUGUCAUAGGAAAGGGCAGCUUUUCACAGGUAAUGCGGGUGCAGCACCGAAUCUCGCGGAAAUACUUCGCUGUGAAACUCGUUUCAUCCGAUUGUGGUUCGGUGAACAAUGAACUUAACAUUCUUAGCCGUGUUUCACAUCCCUUCGUUAUACGACUAGAGGAGGUAUUCAAGUCAUCCUCAAAACUUUUCAUUGUUAUGGAAAUGGCUAGCGGAGGGGAAAUGUACGAGCGAGUGGUAUCCAAAGGCAGGUUAGAAAACCCCGAUUUUUUGAACACUCAUACUCAUCUAAAUAUUGAGAACUUGAAGGCACAGCCCACGUUGGUCGGAUGA
Molecule: messenger RNA, 636 nt
Organism: Cooperia oncophora
Lineage: Eukaryota; Metazoa; Nematoda; Chromadorea; Rhabditida; Trichostrongylidae
Source: the annotation of a GenBank genome assembly